UUGUCGUUGACCUAAUACGUUACUAAAUACGAAUAUUUAAAUUAUAGAUACACUGUUUACAAAAUCCAUGCCAAAUACUUAAGUUGGUAUUUCUAAAAAUAUAUAUUAACAAUAAUAAAACAUCAGCGACAAGGUACUUCAAAAUAUUAUCAGUUAUAUCAUAAUGCAUGCCAGUACAGUCCGACAAAUAUUAGCAUCGUUUAUUAUAACGCUGUCGGUGCUAAUGUCGGGCACGUUCUUCGGGUGGCCGUCACCGGUGCUGCACUCGGGGAAAGUGCCAGCCAACAUGACGUCGGCGCAGGAGUCAUGGAUGGUGACGUGCAUCGAGAUCGGCAACCUCCUGCUGCCACUACCCGCCGGCUACCUGAUGGACGUCGUCGGUCGCAGGACGUGCCUGGCCGUGUCCGCACCGCUGGCGCUGGCCGGUUGGGCGCUGAUUCGGUUGACCAGUGACGUGCGAUGCCUGUACGUGGCUCGCAUCCUGCACGGUUGUGCCAUGGCCGUUGCGUACACCGUAUCGCCCGUAUACUUGGGCGAAAUAGCUGGCACGGACUUGCGAGGCUCGCUCAGCCUGUUCUUCCAAGGAAUGAACUCUUCCGGCAUACUGUUUGUGUACAUUGUCGGCUGGAUGGUGACGUACAAUGCACUAGCGGUCGCAAUGAGUGCGGUGCCGACGUCAUUGAUUAUACUGUUGAUAUUCAUACCAGAAUCACCUCAUUACCUGUCGAUGAAGGGCGAUAACGACGGAGCGCUCAAAUCGCUGUCGUGGUUGCGGUCGUCCGACAACGCAGCAGAGCUAGAACACGAAGUACGGUCGAUGGCGACGUCUUCGUCCGGGGUCGGGAACGCGGACAGCCUGUUGAAAACGUCCGGCCGAGCGUUGGCCAUCGUGCUGGUCAUGGGAACGUGCCAGAUAUUCAGUGGCAUCAGCGCACUCGAGGCAUACGCGUCCACCGCGUUCAAGGGCGACUCCAAAUCCGGCGUCGGCGAUAGUGGUGACGGCAUGAUGACCGCCGACGCGUGCGCCGUCAUGUUGGGCCUUGUGGCGCUGUCCAGCGACCUGCUGUCCGCCGUGAUCAUAGACCGUUUUGGCCGGCGACCGCUGCUACUCGUCUCAUGCAUUGGCUGCAGCAUCAGCCAUGCGGCUGCUGCGUACGGCCUGUACCGCGGCCGCCAUGAGCUGUUGGUGCUAGCCACGCUGGCCGGCGCCAUGUUCUUCGCCAACACAGGGAUCAUGCCGCUGGUGACCACAAUCGUGUGCGAGUACUUCCCCACCAACAAACGGGCGCAGGCCAACGGCAUCACGCAACUGGUAAUGACCAUCGCGUCGCUGGUGUCGCUGAAGAUCUACCAGCCCAUUGCCGACGUGUACGGCGUGCAUAUGAACUUCGCGCUGUUCGCCGUCGUAUCCGUGUUCAGCGCGGCGUUCGUAUACCGCUUCAUACCGGAGACCAAAGGCAAGACGUUCAAGGAGAUCGAAAUGAUUUUCAGCGAAAAGAAAAUCGCUGCGGAUAGUGACGGCGGCGGUGGCCACGUGCUCUGCUGCUGUUGACGUGUCAUUGUUGAGACGUGCCCCAGGCGAAUUCCGCUCACGUGAAUUAGCUGCACGAGCUCUUUAGGAAUUCGUCUCGGGUCCAAUCGAAUCUAUCCUUUGCGAAUUCCUUUGCGUCAAACGAGCGAGGCACAGGCCGCAUCUCAACCGAUAAUCGAGAAACGGCUAAACAAUUUUCAACUGUAAUACCCACGAAACGAAUGACAAGAUAAAGCACAUAAAACUCUUGACCCGUGGUGUAAUCAUUCACGUCAUGUAUACAUUAUACUAUGUAUUUCUCGUGUGAAAAUGCUCAGAAAAAGUUACGGUCGAAAAUUUCAUCGUAUUUAACUUGUAUUUUUUUUUUAUUAACGUCCAAAACACGCUCGUUCAACUUCGAUAAACAAAUCAAAUCGAUCACCAGUUAUAAUAAUUACACAUAUCAAAUUUAUCAUCAAUUAGGUACAUUUUACACCAGUGUAUAUUAUUUUAACAAUGAAACUUGUCUUUAAGGAUCUCGUCUAUGACCGCGCAUACUUGUGUAGAGACAACCAUUUUUCUGCAAACUGAUUAUACACGCAAACGUACCGUUAUAAAACGAAAACUUGUGGAAACUUAACGUUUUUAUUGGUCCCAAACGGAUUCCGACUAAAGACAAGUUUUGCCGCAUACAUAUAUUAGUAUACCAAUACACGGAUUACUCACGAUGUGUUAAUGUUUUAUUUAACACCAACACACAACGUGCAUUUUAUUAAUUACGUUUAUUUUGUCCAUUUUUUAUUUUUACUAUUUAUUUUGUUUAUUAUAUACUAUAAAAGAAAAACAUUUUUUUUUACUCACGUUCU
Sipha flava (yellow sugarcane aphid) is the source of this 2376-nucleotide messenger RNA. Its product is annotated as facilitated trehalose transporter Tret1-like. Bases 164 to 1552 code for a protein of 462 amino acids. The record is from RefSeq and is a predicted model, not a curated record. Gene Ontology annotation, molecular function: transmembrane transporter activity. Gene Ontology annotation, cellular component: membrane. Gene Ontology annotation, biological process: transmembrane transport. Lineage: Eukaryota; Metazoa; Arthropoda; Insecta; Hemiptera; Aphididae. The transcript has 3 exons.